Gracilinanus agilis (Agile Gracile Mouse Opossum) is the source of this 3228-nucleotide messenger RNA. RefSeq names its product semaphorin 4C (gene SEMA4C). Gene Ontology annotation, biological process: muscle cell differentiation; negative regulation of axon extension involved in axon guidance; neural crest cell migration. Lineage: Eukaryota; Metazoa; Chordata; Mammalia; Didelphimorphia; Didelphidae. The record is from RefSeq and is a predicted model, not a curated record. The coding region runs from base 112 to 2610 and encodes 832 amino acids. Gene Ontology annotation, molecular function: chemorepellent activity; semaphorin receptor binding. The transcript has 15 exons.
CAGAGCUGGAGGGACGCGAGGGCGGCGCCCGGGGAUUUGAGCCGAGAGAAGCCGAGCGAGCUUAAGAGGUAGGGCAUCCGGUACAGAGCUGUGGGCCAGGGGGCAGGCACCAUGGGCCCAUGCUUGGGCAUCUGGCUGGUGGCAUCGGCACUGCUGGGCCUGGGCUAUGGGGACAAUGCCUGGUGGAACCUUGUGCCUAGGAAGACGGUGUCCUAUGGGGAGUUGGCAGCUGUGGUGAAACGGUUCUCUCAAGUGGGCAUCCAAGACUUUCUAACGCUGACAUUGGCUGAAAGCAAUGGGGUCCUCUAUGUGGGGGCUCGAGAAGCCCUUUUUGCCCUCAGCUUGGAGACCCUGGAGCUGCAAUCUUCGAUCACAUGGGAGGCUACUGUGGAGAAGAAGGCUGAAUGUAUCCAGAAGGGGAAGAGCAAUCAGACGGAAUGUUUCAACUUCAUCCGCUUCCUGCAGCCAUACAACUCUUCUCAUUUGUAUACUUGUGGCACCUAUGCCUUCCAGCCCAAGUGCACCUACAUUGAUGUACUCACCUUCUCUCUGGAGCACGGGGAGCUUGAAGAUGGGAAAGGCAAAUGUCCCUAUGACCCAGCCAAAGGCCACACUGGCCUCAUUGUGGAUGGUGAACUGUACUCAGCAACACUCAACAACUUUCUGGGGACAGAGCCAGUAAUUCUGCGCAAUCUAGGGCCUCACUACUCCAUGAAGAAUGAAUACCUUUACUCCUGGCUCAAUGAACCCCAUUUUGUAGGCUCUGCCUAUGUGCCAGAAAGCGUGGGGAGCCUCACGGGUGAUGAUGACAAGAUCUACUUCUUCUUCAGUGAGCGGGCCGUUGAAUAUAACUGCUAUGCUGAGCAGGUGGUAGCUCGAGUGGCUCGAGUUUGCAAGGGAGAUAUGGGGGGUGCGAGGACAUUGCAGAAGAAGUGGACCACGUUCUUGAAGGCACGACUAGUAUGUGCUGCUCCUGAUCGGCAGUUGUACUUCAAUCAACUUCAGGCCCUGCACACCCUGCAAGAAGAUGGCUGGCCCAACACAACCUUCUUUGGGGUCUUUCGGGCCCGAUGGGGAGACGUGGACCUGUCAGCCGUGUGCCAGUACCAACUGGAGGACAUCCAGCGCGUGUUUGAGGGGCCCUACAAAGAGUAUCAGCAACAAGCACAAAAGUGGGGCCCUUAUACCGACCCGGUCCCGAGUCCUCGGCCUGGCUCCUGCAUCAACAACUGGCACCGACGUCAUGGCUACACCAGUUCUCUGGAGUUGCCUGAUAACACCCUUAACUUUGCUAAGAAACACCCACUGAUGGAGGGACAGGUGGCACCUCGCUGGGGUCGGCCCCUGCUGGUGAAGAAGGAUACCAAUUUCACUCACCUGGUGGCUGAUCAAGUGAAGGGGCUUGAUGAUGUGACCUAUGAUGUGCUUUUCAUUGGGACAGGGGACGGCUGGCUCUACAAGGCUGUGAACUUGGGUGCUUGGGUCCAUGUGAUUGAGGAGUUACAGGUGUUUGAUAAGGAACCAGUAGAGAGCCUUGUCUUGUCCUACGACAAGAAGCUGCUCUUUGCUGGCUCCCGGUCACAGCUGGCUCAGCUCCCCCUUGCUGACUGCAGCAAGUACAGGUCCUGUGCCGACUGUAUCCUUUCUCGUGAUCCCUACUGCGCUUGGAGCACCAACACAAGUCGAUGCAUGCCCCUUCACGGGCACCUUAAAUCUCUAUUUAUCCAGGAUGUGGUCAACUCAAAUACAGGCCUUUGCAACCUCCGACCCAGCAAGAAAGUCAAAAUUACUCCCAAGAACAUCACUGUGGUGGCAGGUACAGAUUUAGUGCUCCCGUGCCGCUUGUCCUCCAACCUGGCACAUGCUCGUUGGACUUUCGGAGGCCGAGAACUUCCGGCUGAGCAGCCUGGUUCGCUGCUCUAUGAUGUCCGGCUGCAGGCCCUGGUGGUGUUGGCAGCCCAGCCUCGCCAUGCGGGUGCCUAUCACUGUUUCUCUGAGGAGCAGGGGGCACGGCUGGCCGCCGAGGGCUACCUGGUGGCAGUCGUAGCCGGGCCGUCGGUGACGCUGGAGACCCGAGCCCCCUUGGAGAAUCUGGGCUUGGUAUGGCUUGCAGUCGUGGCCCUGGGGGCCUUGUGCUUGGUGCUGCUGCUGCUCGUGUUGUCCCUUCGACGGAGAUUGAGGGAAGAGUUAGAAAAAGGGGCUAAAGCAGCUGAGAGAACCCUGGUAUACCCACUGGAGUUGCCCAAGGAGCCCACCAACCCCCCCUUCCGGCCUGGGACCAACACAGACGAGAAACUCUGGGACCCGGUGGGCUAUUACUACUCUGACGGUUCGCUAAAGAUUGUACCUGGCCAUGCCCGCUGCCAGCCGGGCGGAGGACCCCCUUCUCCACCUCCUGGCAUCCCAGGCCAGCCCCUGCCUUCCCCAACCCGCCUCCACUUAGGGGGUGGACGCAACUCAAAUGCCAAUGGUUACGUGAGGCUGCAGCUAGGCGGGGAUGAGCGUGCUGGCCCUGUGCAUCCUUUGCCAGAGUUAGCAGAUGAACUGAGACGAAAACUGCAGCAGCGCCAGCCAUUGCCUGACUCAAACCCUGAAGAGUCAUCUGUAUGAGAGGAGCCCCCCCACGAUGGGGGGGUGCAGCUCCGACUUUUGCACAGGCACCAGCUACCUCAGGGACAUGGCUGCAGGCACCCGCUUUGCCUGGGAUAGACCCUAGUUAGGGAACUUCCCUGACUGGGUUGGCUUCUACCCAGCAUCCUGCUCUGCCAUGGGGACCUGCCAUGUGGGUUUGCUCUGUUCUGGGCUUUUGCCUUCUGGUCACCAACCCCACAGAUGGCCUCUUCUUCCUUAAGUAGUGAGGAGGCCAAGGAUCCUGCAGACAGACCUUUGGCCCCAGCAGCCAAAAUCUUUUCAAGACAGAAAUUCCAGGGGUGUGUGUGUGUGUACAUGUAUGUGUGCACAUGUGUGUAUGGGUGCAUAUAUGUGUGAGCAAGUGGAUUUAUAUUUGUGUGUAUUGUGACUUACCUGUUUCUGUCUAGUCUUCCCUGGCCUGGGGUCCUCAAAGGGGUUUCUUCCUGGAUCUAUGAAGGGGAAGAGGCCUAGGGGUAACGCCACUCUGCCUUCUUUGCCCCCACCUGCCCAGAGGCCUGUGAUGAUGGUAUAUGACCCCUUCUCAAAGGAAGAGGGAAUAGUGGGGCAGAGAUGUACAUAUGGGGGUGGGGGAGGGAG